AUGCUGAACUGCGGGCUUCGCUUGCCGCACCGUAGGCUGGCUUCCCUCUGGGCUCCCCAAGCGGUUUCUUCGAAAUCUACAUCUCCCCAGCCAGCCCCCCAAGCUGCUGCGAAAGACCCCAUGCCUGCCCAUCUUUCCCUGAACUUGAACGAUGGGAAGGUAUUCCACCUGAAGAGCAACUGGGAGCUCACUCGGGGGCUGCUGGUGUUCCGGCUCUGCUCCUCCCCAUGGCUGGUUCGGAAAGCGCCCACGGUGAGACCGGGGGGGGGGGGCUUGGAUCGUGACCCGCUGUAGGCCACCCACCCGCUCAAUCAAUUCAUUUCCAAUCACCACCUGUAGCUUAAGGGGUGCCCCACAGUGCUCUGUUGUGGCUGGGGAGAGUGGGGUAAGUUAAGGGUCUUUGAGUCAAGCCGUGGGAUGGGUCUGAACUGUAUUCCAAAAGGAGUCUUGUUUCACCUUGUCUGCAACAAAUUGUUGCAGCGUGAAGCGCUGCUGCUCCAGAGCCCAGUCACUCAAUUCCCUUCCCAUUCUUGCUGGUUCUUCUUGCCCACCCCCACUCCUCCAGGAGCCAGUCAACAUUUCAAUAGGUGCUGAAGAUUCGUAGCCCUCAUUUGCGAUCAGCUGCCCCUUGCCAUAGGGUCCCCUCCCCACCCCCAAUAUUUGUUGAACUUCUGCAAGCCUUGCGGGACUCCCCGGCCUGAUGAUACUGCUCUCUUGUGUGUUGAUGGGACAUUUUGACUCCAGAAGCACCAACACACACAAAACCAACAUCAAAAAUUAUAGGGAACAAGCAGAAACUGCAACAAAACGGUGCAGAAUGCAGCAAUCCUCAGGAUUCCCAGCUGCUCCAUUCCACACACACCCCCCCAGCAUUCCAGUUUUGACUGAGCACCCUCAACCUCAGCGAGAUGCUUUUGGUGGGGUGUCACUCCCACUUCAGUUUCCUCCCCCCUAAAGUUUAUUGAGGUACUUCUGCAAACUGUGAUUCCCCCAAGGCUACUGAUAUGUCCUUCCUGUGCAAGGUUGCUGUUGUUUUGGCUAUGUGAGCAACGAUGCUCAAAAUCUGAACACUGGUAAUGGAGGGAAUGAUUGUGCCAUAAAGUUUCGAUCCCACUUGAUGCCCCAAUUGGAUCCUUAAUUGGCAGGUGCACCCAUUCCUUGAACACCUCUGCCAUGGUCUAUUUGUUAGCCUUUCGGACUCGCCGUCGAUGUCUACGUAGAAGUUGUUCCAUAAACCUUUUAUUUCUCUCCACCAGGUCCUUUCCAUCUCCCGGCGGGUUCUGGGCCACCGACUCUGGACUUCUGUGCUCCGCCUUACGCUGUACGGACAGUUUGUUGCUGGCGAAACCCACACAGAGGUCAAGGAAACACUGCGACGGCUCCAGAACUUGGGGAUCCGUCCUCUCCUUGCUGUCCCCAUAGAGGAAGAUGUGGGGCAAGCAAAGGAAGGGUGAGUGCUGGAUGAGAAAAGUGGGGGGGGGGCAUGAUUUGGACAGCCAAAGAGAAGGCUGUGCCUUGAUACUAUGAGGAGAAGCAUAGGCAGGCCUAGGAAACAAGUUCUCUGACAGGGGUUUAAAGGCAAGGCACAUAAUUUAGCUAAAACUGGUGAGAGGCAGAGGCUGGGCUGGUGGAUUUGAUUCAGCUUCCCACUUAGUCCUCUGUACUCGACUGACAUAUGAUUCAAGCAUAGCUCGGGACGGAUUCAUAUCAGCACUGGAUUUAGGGUGGUGCAGGCGGCUCUCUCUCACAGGGCCCCAACCCAACAUUGAGAAGAUCCAUAAUCAAGAAGAUCCAUUUGGGGCACCAAGUUUUGGCCUUACUACAAAAGAUUACGAAAGUCUGCCCUUGCUUUGUCUUUUACCUCUGUGAGCGUGUCACACUUUCUUGGCAGAUAAAUGAGCUAGCUAGCACUUUGUGGGGUGACCUAAUGGCAAUGGUGCAUGUGGCCCCAGAGGAUAACGAUAAUUUAAUAUUUUUUUUAUUUGUACCCCACUCAUUUGACUGGGUUGCCCCAGCCACUUUGGGCGGCUUCUGAGAAGUGAUAAAAACGCAGUAAAACAACAAACAUUAAAAAACCUCCCUAUACCAGGGCUGCCUUCAGAUGCCUUCUAAAAGUCGGAUACAGUAUUUGUUUAUUUCCUUGACAUCUGAUGGGAGGCGUUCCACAGGGUGGAUGCCACUACCAAGAAGGCCCUGUGCCUGGUUCCUUGUAACCUCAUAGUGAGGGAACUGCCAGAAGGUGGGGAGAAGUGCUCAAGUGCUCAAAUGUCAAGUGAGGAAGCAUGAUUCAGACAUCCUUAUCUGCUGCACAAAGCUAUCUUCACAACCUGUUUUUUUUAUCCGGUUUGUGUUCAGGAAGUGGUUAUCCAGAGGUUAGGUGCUAAGGGUAGCGAUGCGUACUUUCACACACAGCAGAUUGCAGCCGCUGCCAGUGCAAGAUAUAAAUCAUUUGCCCUUUUAUCUCACACAUGCGAAAUCACCACUUGCUGAAAAUGGCAAGAAACCGCAAAACAGCCCCCUUUAAAAUGCAAUCCCAGAGUUUCAGAAGAGCACCGCCGGAUGAGGGCCAGGCAGUCCAGAUUCCUGCUUCUCACAGUAGCCAGCGCAAUGCUGUCAGGCAUAAAGCCUUCUCUGGCUAUUCUCUGUGCUAUACUGCCCCUGGGUCUGGAGGUUCUAUUGAGCUGACAUGAUUAAGAGCUGCUCAUGGACUUAUCCUCCGUGAAUGUGUCUGCUUUCUAAGAGCGCUUCCAGAUGGAGGAUUAAUUUACAAAUGGCUUGUUGGCAACAGCUUCUAAAAAAACUUAUUGCGGAAAGGGUAAAUCCAGAUUAAAUGGCGGGGGCGGGGAGUGCAGGCUGGCAUUUUGGUCCUAAGAGUGUUGUGUGGACACUGUGAAAAAACAAAAACAAAAAACCUUUCAUGUGUGGAAAAGCUGCCCAUAAUAAACAGUCCAUCUGGUCACAGUUUUCCUCAUUAUGGUGAGAUGCAUUGUGUUCUUAAUUUAAUUAUAGGAACCAUUUCUAAAGGUGCAUCACCUACACCUAUAAAUUAGCCUAGGCAAAUUAUGCAUAUCUGUGUCCUUUUUUGGUGUGAUUCGUAAGUGGCUUCCCUGACUGGAAGAAUUGCCAUGGAAGGGAAAUCUUAGCUCUGCUGCUUUGAUAUUAAUAUUUGCGUUAUUUUCGUAUUGAUUUUGUUAUACGGCAUCUUUUGUUGUUGUUGUUGUUGCUUUAAUAUGCAUUGUAAACUAGGGUUGCCAUAUUUCAAAAAGUGAAAAUUCCGGGUGUAUGUCAGCCUUAUGUAAACCAACUUGGGAUCAGUAUUAUGAAUAGACUGCCUUAAAAUAAAUAUUGAGGGUUGUAACCAACUUAGCUUCACUCAGAGUAGAUGCAUUGAAAUUAAUGGGUGUGACAGGUCCAUUAAGUUCAAAGGGAUUACUCUGAGUAAAAGGCUAUAACAAUAGUCUUAAAUUAAAUAGUUCAUCAUGCCAGCUUCAACGCUGAAUGGAAGAGUAGAUAAUAACCUGGGCAGCACAGGGCAUUGAGCUGAGGGGGCUAACAACAACAACAGCAUUUAUAUAGGUACCUACUGAGAAGAUCCAUUUAAAUAGCAGCAGUACCAAAAGGAAUGAUUGUGAAUUAUUGUGGGGCAACCCAGUCAGAUGGGUGGGGUACAAAUAAAAAAGGACAGGCACCCUGUCCUUGCUCAGGGUGCCAUAUUGCUAAAGUCCUUCCCCAACCUGAAACUCUUUCUCCCUUCACAUCUCUCACCUGUCAAAACUGCCCGUUGUGGAGAUUCCAUCAUUUAGGCACCUGAAGAUAUCAGGGCUGCCAUACGUCCAGAUUUUCCUGGGCAUUACCGGGAUUUCAAAGCCGGAAUUGACGUCCGGGAUGGGGUGGGGAAUUUCCCAAAGGCGGCGCUUUGUCCUGGAUCUUAGGCAAGUCAAUCGAAAAACUACAUACAACGAUUUUGGAUGUUUCCUAAAAAACCGAACAAUUUUGGUGGUUCCCUGGUUUUUACUUUUUGAAAUCUGGUGACUCUAGAUACACAUUUAGGAAAAAUCCUUAGCAGAAGAAGCAACGUUUGAUCCCCCUUUUUGAUAACAUCAAACAAGGUCACUAUCCAGAUCUGCUUCAGGCCUGAAGUGAAACACGCAGGUGCUUGACUGGGAAAGAAAGCAGGUGCAAAGAGAGACACGACCAUCUUUGAACUAGCCAAACAACAGAUUAAUUUUGUGUGAUAUACUAGAGUCCGUUGAAGCCAAGGCUGUAUACAUAGCACAGACUUAAAGCACCUUUAAAGCACAUUCCUCCACCUGCCCUUGCAAUGGCAGGAACUAUAGUUUUUUUAAGGGAGGCAGGGAUUGUAGUUCUAUGGGAGGUAGACUGCAGCUUUAAAUGCACAGCGUGUGUUCAGUCCCCCUGCUGAGUUAGGCUGGCCUUGGAACGUUCUCUAUAAUGAUUUGGUGUGUGUGUGUGUGUUGCUUUUCUUUUUGCUGAUUUGUUAAUACUGCUGCUUAUUUUGCUCUCAGUCUUGGCUUAAAAACCCUCCAACUUUUUAUGAUUAUUGGUAUUGUUAGCCACCUUGUUUAUUUAUUUUUAAUGCUUUUCAUUAACUUUUUGUUACAACACAUAAACACACACACUAAGAUACGACAAUUAAGAAAGAAACUAAAUAGAAGGCACAAAACAAAUAACAAACGUACAGUAUAACCUUAAAUCCGUACGCUCUUGCACGCGGACUUACGUUACUCUACUUUAUAUUUCCCGUUCUUAUUCUUUUCUAGUAGACUUCCUACCUCCUCAAAGCGGGUCUGUUUUCCUGUUUGUUAAACAAUUUCUUUCUCAUUUCAUCAUUUGAAUAUUUUGAAAUGGCAAAACUGAUGGAUACAGUUAGGGGACAGUCUAACCAAAGGUUCCAAAAAGAGUGGGGAGUGUAUAGAGAUUACCUAAAAAAAACAGUGUCCUCAAAUCAAAACCUGGAUUUGCUUUGAGUAAUUUUUGCAAACCGUAAUAUGGUCUAUAAGUAAAGUAGAUGUAGAAGGGUAGACAUGAUUGUUAGUCACCUUAAAGCACAUGACUUCCCCCAAAGAAUCCUGGGAAUUGUGGGUUUGUUAAGAGCUGUGGGUUGGGAACUGUAGCUCUGUAGCUUGACCUGGAGAUGUCAGGAUUUGAACCUAGGACCUUCUGCAUGCAAGGCUCUGUCACUAAGCUAGAGUCCCUUAUGGUGUGAGAAAAGGGGGCUAUAACUUUUGGCCCCCACCGUGCUGCUGAUCAGCAACAACUAUUUCUUAAACACAAAACAUCCACCCAACAUUGAAGGAUUUAUCAAAUAGACACAUCUCAUUUGGCCCUUUACUUCUCUUUGGGGAAACUGGCAACGAAAGCUUCAAGGGGAUCAUUGAACACCAGGACAGAAUGAAAGUGAAAGGUGGUGAGCAGAUUGGAAGGAGUUGGCCCAGGAAGGUUUUCGGAGAGUUUGAAAGUGUUGCUCUUGACAGAUGUUCCCUGCUGAGUAUUUUCAAGCAAAGUGGUAGUACCAGAAGGAGAUUCUGCACUGACUUUGGGAUAACUCAGUCGAUAGAGCAUGAGACUCUUACUCUCAGAGCUGUGGGUUCAAAUCCCACGUUGGUCAAAAGAUUCCUGUAUUGUAGGGGUUGGACUAGAUGACUCUCGUGGUCCUUUCCAACUCUACAAUCCUAUGUACUGUAUAUCUGAAGGAGCAUCUCCACCCCCAUCGUUCUACCCAGACACUGAGGUCCAGCGCCGAGGGCCUUCUGGCCGUUUCCUCACUGCGAGAAGCCAAGUUACAGGGAACCAGGCAAAGGGCCUUCUCCAUAGUGGUACCUGCCCUGUGUAACGCCCUCCCACCAGAUGUCAAAGAGAACAACAACUACCAGACUUUUAGAAGAUAUCUGAAGGCAGCCCUGUUUAGGGAAGCUUUUAAUGUUUGAUGCAUUACUGUAUUUUAAUAUUUUGUUGGAAGCCGCCCAGAGUGGCUGGGGAAGCCCAGCCAGAUGAGUGGGGUAUUAAUAUUAAUAAUAAUAAUAAUAAUAAUAAUCUAUCUGCUUUGCCCCAACCAGGGAAGACUGGUAUGACAAGAAUGCCCAAUCUAUGCUUACCUGCCUGGAUCUCUCUGCGGUUGGUGCCGUCAAUCCCAUGAUGCAACUGAAGGUGACGGCGCUGAUGGCAGCAGCACUCUGCGUGAGUAUUGUGGGAUGGCAGAGGGACUGUUGGGGCAUUGGGGGCAGCAAGCUCUGAACGGAUGUGUAUCCUUGGUUUAUGUUACAUUUAUGUACCACUUUAUACUGAACAGAAAAAUCUGAAGUGGUAUUCACCACAGAAUUAUAAAACAUAGCAUGCUAAGUAAUUGGGCAGCGUGGGGAGUAUCAUGCAAUUAUCCUCUUGGGCAUAAUGUCUUAAAAACUAUUUGCUGUAAAGACUGGUGCCUCUGCUUGCUUCUCUUGCCAGCCCCCUCUCCUCCAGGAUUCUACCAUCUCAGUCCGUCCCUUAAUUUUGAUGCAUGGGACCUCAUUCUGGCCCAAUUCUUGUGAAGGGAAGGGAGGUACCCUGCUUUUAUUUUGGAUUACUUUCCCCUGCUCCCUUUGCAGAAGACCAUUGCCCUGCGUUUGCAAGAGCAGGAGGCAAAGUCGGACCUGAGCAUUGAGAGAGUGGUGGCUGCCAUGAAAGCGGAGGUGAGGAGCCUUUUCGCCACUCCCUUACCGGGUGGAUUACAUUUGCUCCAAAGAGAGCUAAAACUUUAUUUGACCUGUGUAUUAUCUCCCACUGUUCUCCUGCCCCCACAGGAACUGAACUUUGGCUGCCUGACCCAGGAAGAGAACCACCAUUUCAAGAAAUCAUUGAGGCGGCUCAAUUCUGUAGCGCAGGUACUCUAAGGGGAGGACGGAAGCAGGGGAGCCCAGCCCUGGCGAUGGAGUCCAUUUUGUUCUGGUUCUCAUCUUCCCAACCUCUUUCCGUAUGCAGUAUGCUGUGGAAAAAGGAGUCCGUGUCCUGGUGGAUGCAGAAUACACCUACAUUAACCCCGCCCUGAGGCUUGUCACCGUGGCAAUGAUGGCUGUCUGGAACACCCAAAAGCCAUGGAUCUGGAACACAUACCAGGGAUAUCUCAAGGUGAGUUCCUCCCCCAGAAACAGUCCUCCUUCUAUCCACCUUACUUCCUGGAAGUAAGGAAGGUCUGCUCUCACCUUGACAACUCAGUGGUAUUGGAGGACUCCUUUCCUGUUCUACUACGGUCUUUGGCCAACUUGUCUCCCUCCAGGACACCCUGGAGCGAUUGAAACAGGACAUCGCCCUCACCGAGCGCUUGGGUGUCUGUUUCGGAAUGAAGUUGGUCCGGGGGGCUUACCUGGAGAAAGAGCGGAAACUGGCAAAGGAAAAAGGAUACCCUGAUCCUGUGCAGCCCAGUUGGGAGGCUACCAACGAAAAGUGAGGAGGACUCCACCCCGUUCCACUACUCUGUGGGUCAUUAAUACGAGGCAUGGGAAGAGAAGCUUCCUAUGGUAUCUUCCUUCCAUUGUGUGACCUAGGAUGGUCCUUUAUGUGGCAGAAUUGUCUAUUUGAAGGGCUGCCUGGUCCAAAUCUGGUUUAAAGAUAAAGAACCAUAAGAAGGGAGCUCAGGCGUGGCCUUGAAAUUGCCCAUCACUCAUUAGCACACAUGGACAGCAAUCUGAGGUCACUGGGCUGCAUACACACCAUCUAUUGAAAGUACCGUACUUUUCCGUGUAUAAGACAUGGGUGGUUUUUUUUUACUAAAAAAUAAUGUUAAAAAGGGGGAUAGUCUUAUACAGUGGUGCCUCGCAAGACGAAAAGAAUCCGUUCUGGGAGUCUCUUCGUCUAGCGGUUUUUUCGUCUUGCGAAGCAAGCCCAUUGACGGAUUAGCGGAUUAGCGCUAUUAGCGCUAUUAGCGGCUUUUAGCGGCUUUUAGCGGCUUUUAGCAGCUUAUCAGCUUAUCGGAUAAGCAGAUAAGCGGCUUAGCGACUUAGAAAAAGAGGGGGAAAAGUAUUUAAAUAAAGCCAGGAACUCGCAAGACAUUUUCGUCUUGCGAAGCAAGCCCAUAGCAGAUUCGUUUUGCGAGGCACCUCCAAAACGGAAAACUCUUUCGUCUAGCGAGUUUUCCGUCUUGCGAGGCAUUCGUCUUGCGGGGCACCACUGUAUACGGAUAGUGUAUAGGAGGAACAUGUGAUUGGUCACUGCCCCCAAAAUAGAGGGUGUCUUAUAUACAGGGGCGAGUUAUACAUGGAAAAAUACGGUAUAUUUAAAGCACAGGCUUCCCCCAAGGAUCUUGGGAACUCUGCCUUGUUAAAGUUCCUGGGAAUUAUAGUUCUGCAAGGAGGUAAAUCUACAAUUCCCAGGAUUCUUUGUGGGGAGACCUGUGUUUUAAAUGUGCGGUGUGUAUGCAACUGUUAUCCUCACUUGAAUUAGACGCAUUGCAUUUUUCUAUUAUCAGUUCUACAGUAGUGAUUUUUUAAUGUCCAUCCAUCCAUAUAAACCAGCCUAUACAAAUUUGAUGCACGGUGCACCUCUCUCAUUUUUUGCCCCCUCUGCUUCAUUCUCUUGCCCUCUUCCUUUUUCCUGUGAUCCAGUUACCAGCGCUGUUUGGAUUUUGGUUUGGAUCAAGUGUCUCGAGCCAGGGGAAGGUUUGAGAUGAUCGUGGCCACACACAACGAAGUGUCCGUGAUGCACACUGUUCAAAGGUAGGGGGAAUACCACAAAGGGGACGUGAGUGGGGUUGUCUUUCUACAUAACAAGCACCAGCUGCCACCAGGUCUGAUGGUUUGGACAUACAGGUGCUCUCUGAAAGUGGGAGCCACGGGUGGGGGGGAAAGCCUUGGGAAACUAGCUGCCUUUUAUCUGGAAGGGAGACUCUCCACAACACACAUAGAAACACAAUUGUAUGUGUAAGAAUUGCGCUGCCUUUCUGACAUCAGCAACCAAUACUCCAAUCCAUAUCCACCUCUCAGAUCUAUUUGCAUGAAAGCAAGCUAUAUAUAAGGGAAGUGGCAUACAGCUAUCAUGACAUGCCUAGGAGCAAAAUAUUGGUUUUCGGCAUACAGAGGUAAAGAAAAAUCAGCACACAUCGUCUGGGCAGACAGCUGACAGCACAUACAUCCCUUCGGGAGGAGGACGGGGACACAUUAUCCAGGACGUUAGAAACCCGAGACAAUAGCAGCAAAAGAAGCCCAUUCACAUUAUGCAAAACCAGUACACAACACACACAGCCACCACUGGUUAAUGUAGAAAUAAUACUUCCAUUGUUUCUUACAGCAACCCUGUAAAGCUGACCCCCUAAUAUUAUCCCCAUAUUGCAGAUGAGGGCUUGAAGGUGAGGUCUAGUGGCAAGCAGCUUGCCUAAAAAAACAGCCAGCGUCUUUGUGACUGAGCUGGACUCCUAGCCCUUGUAGCUUACAUUAUGCUGUUCACUGCUAUGAUACUCUCAUAACUUCUCCCCAACCUGUCGCUGAAAUGUGCUUGUUUUAUCUCUUUUAAGGAUGGCAGAGAUGGGCAUCGACAAGGGUGCUGGACCAGUCAGCUUUGGGCAGCUGCUGGGCAUGUGCGAUCAGAUUUCCUUGGCCCUAGGUGAGUGUAGUGUAGACCCCGCUUCCCACAGAUGCUCUCCACACCCACAGCCACUUCUGGUCCUCCUGCGAUAUCGUCACCUCCUUUCUCUCUCUUUUUAAAAUCUUGUGCCCGAAUCUAGGCCAGGCUGGUUAUGCCAUCUACAAAUCUAUCCCUUUCGGCUCUGUGGAAGAAGUAAUCCCCUACUUGAUCCGCCGUGCUCAUGAGAACCAAAGCGUCUUACUUGGGAUCCGGAAGGAGCAAGAUCUGCUGCAAAUGGAGCUUCGGAAACGGGUUCUGAGGCGGCCUUGA
Podarcis lilfordi (Lilford's wall lizard) is the source of this 9882-nucleotide messenger RNA. Lineage: Eukaryota; Metazoa; Chordata; Lepidosauria; Squamata; Lacertidae. The record is from the annotation of a GenBank genome assembly.